Molecule: messenger RNA, 3675 nt
Organism: Vombatus ursinus (common wombat)
Lineage: Eukaryota; Metazoa; Chordata; Mammalia; Diprotodontia; Vombatidae
Exons: 20
Coding region: 1-2040 (679 amino acids)
Source: RefSeq, a predicted model, not a curated record
AUGAGCAGCCCCCGGACGCUGCUGCUGCUGCCGCUGCGGGGGCCAGUCCCGGCUGCCUGGCUCCGGAUCGGGCUCGGGUUCGGGUUCGGGCUCGGGCUCCGGCUCCGGAACCUGCGGGCGCCUGCCGCCGGCUGCGCUGCGACCCGUCUGCUGGGGACGAAGGUCGGGACCCUCGGGGGCGGUCCCGGGAGAGGAGAAGGAUGCGAAGGGACGCGCACGGUGCGGCUCGGCUGCGCCUCCGCUUUCUGGGGAGACACGGCGGCCUCAGUACCUCAGCUGCUGUAUAAGGGAAAGCUGGAUUUUUUGGUUUUUGACUAUCUCUCAGAGAUAACUAUGUGUCUGCUAACUACUGCAAAGGCCAAAUCAUCAGACUUGGGUUAUGUUCCUGAUUUUGUGCAGACUGCAAUGGCUCCAUAUAUUAAAGAUAUUCAUAAAAAAGGCAUUCGUGUUAUCAGUAAUGCUGGUGGGACCAAUCCUCAUGCUUGUGCUAAGGCUCUUCACAGGGUGGCAAAGGAGGCUAACGUGGAUUUGAAAAUAGCAGUUGUCACUGGGGAUGACAUAAUGGGCAAGAAAGAUAACCUAAAAGGAUCAGGGAUUACAGAUAUUGAGAAUGGAAAGCCAUUUCCUGACACCAUUCAAAGUAUGAAUGUAUACCUUGGAGCAAGACCAAUAAGCCGAGCCCUUGACUUGGGUGCUGACAUUGUUUUGACUGGCCGAUGUGUGGACAGUGCUCUUGUCCUGGGACCACUUAUUCAUUCUUUUGGCUGGAAUAGAAAUGACUUUGACUUACUAGCAGCUGGAAGUCUUGCAGGCCACCUCAUUGAAUGUGGUGCUCAGUGUACUGGGGGAAUAUACACCGAUUGGCAUAUGGUGCCAGACUGGCACAACAUAGGAUUUCCCAUAGUGGAAUGUUCUCCUGAUGGACAAUUUGUUCUCUCCAAGCCGCCCGCCACAGGAGGCCUUGUCUCUUUUGGUACUGUGGCUGAACAAUUGGUGUAUGAAAUAGGAAAUCCUCAAGUCUACCUCUUGCCAGAUGUGACUUGUGACUUUUCUCAAGUCACUAUUACUGAAAUUCCAGGUAUUGAAGGUGGGGCUGUGCAAAUCCAUGGAGCGAAGGGAUCAGCUCCUUCUGCAUCUUAUAAGAUAAGUGCUUCUUACCUGGAUGGUUUCAGAGCAACUGCUGUGUGUCCAAUAGGAGGGCCGAGAGCCACAGAAAAAGGAAGGCGGACAGCUGAAAGUAUUUUGAGAAGAACUCGCCUUAUGUUUGAAGAGCUGGGCUUGGAAGAUUAUAGUGCCGUUCACAUUCAGAUUUUAGGAGCUGAAGAAACAUAUGGGCCCCAUGCAAAAGCUGGCCUAGGUGGGGGCCCCCGAGAAGUUGUUCUCUGGCUUGCAGUACAACACAAACAGAAGAAGGCACUGGAAAUCUUUUCAAGAGAAAUUGCACCAGCUGGCACAGGAAUGGCACCUGGCCUGACUGGAGUUGUUGGAGGUCGUCCAAAAGUAUCUACAGUUCUGAAACCAUUUUUUUUCCUGUAUCCCCAAAGAAAUGUCAAGAUUGAUAUCUAUAUUAAUGGACAGCAUGUCGAAACGUUUCAGGAGGAUCUCACCUUUACAACAGAUGAAUUUGUUUCACCUGACAUACCUGAGAGAGAUGAUGAGCUAAAAGAUCUACCCCAUGGCUCACUGACAUAUCGUUUAGAAGAUCUGGCCUAUACCAGAAGUGGAGAUAAAGGCAACUCUGCAAAUAUAGGCAUUGUAGCACGGCAUCCCCUCUAUUAUCCGUACUUAAAAAAAAUCUUAACUGCUCAGGCAAUAGAAGACUACUUCCAACACCUUCUGCAUAAAGAACAGGCAGAAGAGACUUUAGUCACAAGAUAUGAGUUACCAGGAAUAUAUGCAUUAAACUUUGUUUUGAAAAACUCCCUUGGUGGUGGCGGCCUCGCAUCCUUGAGGAAUGACCCACAAGGCAAAGCUCUUGGACAAAUGCUAUUGGACUUCCAGAUUAAAAACGUUCCUGAUUUAAAAUCCCUAGUAGAAUGACCAAAACAAGUGCAUCCACUUUGGGAAAUUUAAUGUUUCCUAAUAAAAACACAAAACUGAAACUAAAACAAAAGACCAAAGGAGUAAAUAUAAUAAAUAAACAGUAGCAUGGUGAGUCAACAGCUACAUCACCACCAAAAAGUUAUCAGUGGGAGGGAGAGGGUAAGUGGCUUUGAGAAAAAGACACCAAAGUGUUCACCUUUUAUGCAAUAACCACUAAGACUGGCUUAGUCUAUCAUUUAUGUAUGUCUUCUUAGCAUUUAAUGCAACUUUUCUUUAUUUCCUAUAAAAUAUACUUAUUAAAUGAUGGUAAAAACAUACUUUGUUUAUACACACACACACAUACACACACACACACUCAAUGCCAAAAUCUACACUGAGUUGGCUUUAGCGCUCAUCUAUGAGCAAUAUAUCUUAUUCUUUGUUAUUGCCUCUUCGGAUUUCUUGCUGAUUGUAAUUCAUAGAAGUCCUUAUGCAUUGGGGGUACAGAUUAUAAAUCUGGGAUCAAAAGUAGCCCUCAAUUACUUAUUAUCUAGAAUGAGUGCUAUUUGAAAACAUUAGUGUUUUUUUUUUCUUUUCAGGCAGCUGUAUUUGAAAAAAAAAAAUAUCCCAAUAUUCAACAUCCUAUCUUGGAAGUCAGAAGGCAUGAAAUUUAAAAGUGCAUUCAGUUAAUAUGUUAAUACACAAUAAAGGCUUGCCAUUAAACUGCCUUGGUCCACAGGAUUGCCCUAUUCUGUACCCCCAAAGACUUUUUUUAAACCAAUAAUUUAGCUACUUUGAAGAAAGCAUUAUGGUAUAUUGGAAAGAAAACUGUAUUUAAGUUUAGAAGUUAGAGAUUAGAUAAUUAAUAAACAUUUAUUAAGUACUUACUAUGUGCCAGGUACUGUGCUAAGCAUUAGACAUGGGUUCACUCUUGAUUCUUCUAUGAAUUAUCCAUAUGACAUUGAGCAAAUUACUUAACCUCUCUGGGCCUCAGUUUCCUCAUUGUUAAAAUGAGGGGUUUGUACCAGAUGGUCUUGACAUCUCUUCUAGCUGUAAGUCUCGUGAGUGGAUCUGAAGGGACGCCCCUUCCUAGAUUAUGCCAAAUUCUACACGAUGGCAAAAUAGUGCUAUACUAAGCUUGUGAAAUAUUUUACUUUAUUUAAAAAUAAUUUUUUUUUUGCAUCUUUAAGUGCAUAGAUGAAUUCUUUGAGUUUGAUGCCCCUCUGGUGUUACCACAUCAAUAUGGCUUCUUUACCUGCAACCUUAUUGCCAAUGGCAUAGGCAAGGUAUGAGGCUAUCUAUCCUUUAUCAUUUGUCCCUUAUAAAAUAAAAUAAUAGACUUCAGAUCUGAUGGUGACCCUAGGGAUCACAUAGCAUAGCCCCUCUCACUUUAGAGAUGAGGAAACUGAGGUGCUGAGGUAUAAUAAUUUGCCCAAGCUCACAGAGCCAGUUAAUGGAAGGGCCAGGUCCUGAAUUCUGUUAUUCAAACUCCCAGGUCAUGCUUUUGCUACUACACCAUAUAUAAUAAAUGAGACAUUGGGUCAGAUGUCCAUUGUGAAACCUAUUGUACGUCAAAGCUUCUGAGUAAAAUGGUAUUCUCAAUUCUGCCAGUUUUUAUUGUGAUUUUAUAAUAAAAGCCAAUAUUCCACAGCA